Messenger RNA from Physella acuta, 1478 nucleotides. RefSeq lists its product as uncharacterized. NCBI's taxonomy places the organism in Eukaryota, Metazoa, Mollusca, Gastropoda, Physidae. The record is from RefSeq and is a predicted model, not a curated record.
AAACAAUGCAAUCAGCUUAGGUAAUCAGAGGGCGGAGCAGUCCCGGGGAGGGAGGCAUGUGAUGAGGGUCUCAUUAGAUCCAGACCAACUGAUGGACCUAUCUCGCUCUACCGUGGCGAUACCCGGAUGAACCAACCAUUACAGCGAUAAUGCUAGUGAACGAAAGCCACUAUACAGACACUGGUUGUUGUGUGGAACACGAGACCAGCGCCUCAGUACCGGAAGUGAAGUACCUGAACAGGAGUCUGGUGGCGACACCUUUCGCUGGUGGCAUCGUCACACCGGAAGUGUAUGAGUUCUACAAGGAAAUCUUCACGUGGGUAAAAGUUGUUGGACAGCCGCUGUCAGUGAUCUUUCUCGUGCUCAGCGCCGCCAUUUUCCUGAGCAAGAGCAUGCGCAACCCCAGCACUUCCUUUCUCGUGGCCUGGAACCUGAGCGAGGCUUACAACGUCACCAUGCUAACGGUCUUUCAGGUGUGCAGCUUCGGCAACAUGUGCGCCACAAGUGUGGUCUAUGCCUACUUCAAGCUGUGGUCAACCACAUACCUGGGUGUGGCGUGUAGACGGUCACUCUACAGCCUCAACUGUCUACUGGCCGUACAGAGGUUUUUGGUUGUGGCAUUUCCAGUCAAGUCCAAGAACCUGUGCCUGAUAGCCAGCCCCCUGCCUGUGUGCAUCACGGCUGUGGUCAUCUCUCUACUGGUCCACGGUUACCUGCCCGUCAAGUACGGCGUGGCCAGUCAGAACGGGACCUACACCAUCGUCCAGACCAGUCUGUCAUUAGAACACACCCACAUUUUUAAUGCUAUAGCUUCAGCUUCUAUGUACGUCCUGGUCUACCUGCCCCUGACCGUUGGCGCCCUGGCAAACAUCGGCAUGGUGGUGUCCCUCAAGCGUCACAUGAAGCUGACCCAGAUGGUGUUCCCCAACCGUCAGGACAGACGGGGGCGGGAGAUGCAGGCCAACGCCGUUGUUCUGACCUCGACCUUCCUGUUUUUCAUCUUCUCCCUGCCCUCCAACAUCAACCACCUCGUCUCUUUCCACCUCGACACGUAUGGCGUCAAGAAGAAGGAGCAUUAUCUCUUUCAAACGCUGGACGGAGCUUUUGUCGUCUGUCAGGUGCUUAGUGACGUCGUCAUCUUCUUGUCUUACGUCUGCGCCAGCACCUCGUUCAGGAGGCGGCUCAUCCACAUCAUUGGUCAACUCACGUGUAACAGCUGCAUCAAGACGACCAAAAGUUUGGAAGAUUUUUCCAAGACGUCAACAUCGGAGCUCUCCGUGACGUCAGAGCUGACCAGCGACCAAACGACCACCAGAAACACCGCCAUUUUCCGUCGCAUCCGCCAGUAUUUGUGUGUUCCUAAUGACGUCACAACACACUGAAUCAAAAUCUCAAAAACAUUUUUACGUGUAUUUACAAAUAUUAAAAUAGCAUACGAAACGUUCAUAAAUCUCCAAGUAGUUGAUUUAACCAAGAGA